This is a messenger RNA of Rotaria sp. Silwood2, 954 nucleotides long. The record is from the annotation of a GenBank genome assembly. Lineage: Eukaryota; Metazoa; Rotifera; Eurotatoria; Philodinida; Philodinidae.
AUGCUUCGAGUUAUUCAAUUUGUUAGAUCAGAAAAACAUGGGAUACAAAUUCCGUUGAACAAUGUUAAUGAUCGUUUAUGUGCAAUGUUAGGCGUUUCAUCCCGUUCGAUUGAUAAUCUGAAGAAAGAAUUGAAAGAAAUUGAGGCAUCUCAAGAAGAACCAUCACAUAGGAGCCUUCGAUCAGGAUCGAGUACAAGUAUCACUGAUGAAACAAUGGAGCAGUCAGAGCUAGUCAGUGGCCGUCCAAAAAUUAAUUUAUCUGAUUUUGGUAAGGAUAUGAUUCGAUAUGAAUUUCAUCUUUUAUUGGCUGAACGAGUCUACCCUACAUUGGAUCGCAUGAUGACUCGAUUGUUAGCCGAUUUUCCUGAAUUUCCAAUCAAAAGUAAAACAACAUUGUCGAAACAAUUAAAACAAAUGGGAUUUGUUUAUCGAAAAACAUCGAAAAUUAAAACACCAUUGAAAUCAACAUUUUUUAUGUCCCAAAGAGCGAAGUCUUGGAAUAAAAACCAAAUUCGUCAAUGGUUGAUUUAUCAUUCAGUACCAUUCCUUGACCAAUAUAGUACAUCUGAACUUCUUGAACUAAGCUAUGCAUUUGCACCAGAAACAAAAUAUAUUGUCGAUGAAACAGUCAAACAAUUUUAUAUUGAAAUUCUACGUUUACCAGUUCGUCAUUGUAUACUUAAUCCUAUUGAAAGAUGCUGGGCUGAACUUAAGAACUCUGUUCGAGAUCAAAAUACUACAUUUCAAUUAAAAGAUGUUGAAAAAUUAGUAUGGAACUGGCUUUACAAUUGUGACUCAACAUUCAUAUCAAGUUGCAUCGAUCAUGUACACGUAUACGAAAAAAACUUCAAAAAAGCUGAUCAGUUUAUACAAGAAAUCGAGGAUGAACUAAGUGAUGAUGAUAAUGUUGACAAUGACUCCGACUUGACUGAAGAUGAUGAUGAAGAUCAAUAG